CCAAUAAUGUACUUUAGGAGAGAGAAGAGACAGAGACCCGGCAUUUCACAUAGAUUUCUAAUUUUAAUUAUCAUCAAAAACAUUAAAAACCUCUGACCCUCUUCUUCUUCCUCAAAACCCACCACCAUUUCCCCACAAAUUCAACGUUCCAUUUUUUUUCCAACCUUCUUGCUUUAAAUUUUAGAUUAUCUGAAUUUUCUUCCACUUUUCUCAUCUGGGUUAAUUUGAUUUAUUCUCCAAAAUUUCCCGUUUUAUUUGGUUGAUGUGAUUUUUUAAUGGGGUGUGUUUCGAGUAAAACAGCUGAUUCUAAAGCCAAUAGAAUCGCUCGAUGGCGUUCUACUGGCAUUGUUGCUAUGCGUGACUCUAAAUUGAAGAUAUUUCCAGAUGAAGUUCUUGACCUUGACAGAGUCGUACGCACGGUGGACCUAACACACAAUAAGAUAGUUGAUGUUCCAGUUGAAAUCAACAAAUUGAUCAACAUGCAGCGUCUGAUAUUAGCAGAGAAUCUUAUUGAACGCCUUCCAAUGAACAUGGGGAAACUUCAGUCACUGAAAGUGAUGACACUUGACGGGAAUCGCCUUUCUGGCUUGCCUGAUGAAUUGGGUCAACUGGUACGGCUUGAGCAAUUGUCGGUAUCUCGGAAUGUGUUGACAUACUUACCGGAGACUUUAGGGAGUCUUAGGAAUUUAAAGCUCUUAAAUGCAUCAAAUAACCAAUUGAAUUCGUUUCCCGAAUCAAUUGGAAGUUGUUUUUCACUUGAGGAGCUUCAAGCAAAUGAUAAUUCCAUCGAGGAUCUUCCUCCUUCAGUGUGUAAUCUCAUUCACCUGAAGUCACUUUCUUUGAAUAACAACAAAGUUAAACAGAUGCCUGCAACUAUACUCAGAGACUGCAAAGCUCUGCAGAGUAUUUCCCUGCACAACAACCCCAUUUCCAUGGAACAGUUUCAACAGAUGGACAGCUAUCAAGAAUUUGAGGCACGGCGGAGAAAGAAGUUUGACAAACAAAUUGACUCAAAUGUGAUGAUGAACUCGAAGGGUUUGGAAGAGGGUGUUGAUAUGUAAUCCUAUGCAUCGUAGACUGUUUCAUGAAUUAUUGGUUAAGAAGUUAAGCUCUGCACCUUUGGGGCAAAGAUGAUUACUCGAAUGUCUUAGAUUGUAUUUCUUCAGCUGCAUGCAGCCCAUUGCAAGCAGCCACUGUGCCUCCUAUUCAACUUCAAAUGUCAUGGUGAAAAUGGCUCCUGUAAAUGAAUUUUUUUGGGGGUAAUCGAUUUUUAAGGGAAUUGAAUUUUUUGUCCUGGGUUUUCCAAGUUGUGCAGGUUUGUUCGUUUGUAUAUAGGGAAAGGUACCUUCCAUAUUGUUAAAAGAGAAUUUGCGGCCACAGGACGCUUGAUAUGUUUGAGUUUGCAAACUGUAUGUUAUGUUUUGCUAAGUAUUUAUACAAGUUUUUGUUGGUCUUCUUUGCA
Messenger RNA from Beta vulgaris subsp. vulgaris (sugar beet), 1462 nucleotides. Its product is annotated as plant intracellular Ras-group-related LRR protein 7. Gene Ontology annotation, molecular function: protein binding. The transcript has 10 exons. The coding region runs from base 276 to 1061 and encodes 261 amino acids. Lineage: Eukaryota; Viridiplantae; Streptophyta; Magnoliopsida; Caryophyllales; Amaranthaceae. The record is from RefSeq and is a predicted model, not a curated record.